This is a messenger RNA of Haliaeetus leucocephalus (bald eagle), 3170 nucleotides long. RefSeq names its product major facilitator superfamily domain containing 1 (gene MFSD1). The transcript is spliced from 17 exons. Gene Ontology annotation, biological process: transmembrane transport. Gene Ontology annotation, molecular function: transmembrane transporter activity. The record is from RefSeq and is a predicted model, not a curated record. Lineage: Eukaryota; Metazoa; Chordata; Aves; Accipitriformes; Accipitridae. The coding region runs from base 7 to 1527 and encodes 506 amino acids. Gene Ontology annotation, cellular component: lysosome.
GCAGCGAUGGCGGAGGACGAGCGGGCGCUGCUGGGCUCCGCCGCCGCCGCGGAGGAGGAUGAGGAUGGCGGCGGUUCUCCGGGGCCUCUCCGUUCCCUGCCCGCCGUCUGCGAUCCGCGGCGUUUGCCGCACCGCCUCCUCGUCCUGGCGCUCAUGUGCUUCCUGGGCUUCGGCAGCUACUUCUGCUACGACAACCCGGCGGCUCUCCAAACGCAGGUUCAACGGGAUAUGAAGGUGAACACAGCUCAGUUCAUGGCACUCUAUGCAUGGUAUUCCUGGCCCAACGUGGUUCUUUGCUUCUUCGGAGGUUUUCUGAUAGACAGAGUGUUUGGAAUACGGUUGGGCACUAUAAUAUUUAGUAUCUUUGUUUGUGUCGGGCAGGUGAUCUUUGCUUUGGGAGCACUACUUAAUACUUUCUGGCUGAUGGACCUGGGCAGAUUUGUAUUUGGAAUAGGUGGAGAGUCCUUAGCGGUGGCACAAAACACGUAUGCAGUCAGUUGGUUUAAAGGCAAGGAGUUAAAUCUUGUGUUUGGAUUACAGCUAAGCAUGGCCAGAAUUGGGAGCACAGUGAACAUGAAUAUCAUGGGAUGGAUAUAUUCUAGAGUUCAAGAUCUUCUGGGGUAUACUGGUCCCAGUACUCUUGGGUUAACUCUCAUGAUAGGUGGCAUAACGUGUCUCUUUUCACUGACCUGUGCAUUAAUCCUUGCUUAUCUGGACAAGAGAGCGGAGAAGCUCCUUUGUAAAGAGCAAGGGAAAACGGGUGAAGUGAUUAAGCUAACUGAUGUGAAGGACUUCUCUUUCUCCUUGUGGCUUAUAUUUGUAAUCUGUGUCUGUUACUAUGCAGCAGUUUUUCCUUUCAUUGGACUUGGAAAGGUUUUCUUUAUUGAGAAAUUCAGAUUCUCAUCUCAAGAAGCAAGUGCAAUUAACAGUAUUGUGUAUAUCAUAUCGGCACCCAUGUCCCCAGUCUUUGGACUCCUGGUGGAUAAACUUGGAAAGAAUAUUAUCUGGGUUUUAUGUGCUGUAAUAACUACACUUGCUUCUCAUAUUAUGUUGGCUUUUACCUUCUGGAACCCCUGGAUAGCAAUGUGUUUGCUAGGACUGGCCUACUCGCUGCUUGCCUGUGCCCUGUGGCCCAUGGUGGCCUUUGUUGUUCCAGAACACCAGCUGGGAACUGCUUAUGGCUUUAUGCAGUCUAUCCAGAAUCUUGGUCUGGCAAUUAUUGCUAUAGCAGCUGGGAUGAUUCUGGACACAAGAGGAUACUUAUUUCUUGAAGUCUUCUUCAGUGCUUGUGUUUGCCUGUCACUAAUUGCUGUUGUCAUGCUGUAUUUUGUCAAUCACCUCACCGGUGGUGAUCUCAACUGGUCUGCAAAGAAAAGGGAAAAACUGCAAAAAGUAGCUGCAACUGAAGCGGAAGAACAAGAGAGACUCAGACGUCAAAAUGAAGAAGACUUGGCUAAAUUACGGCCAAAAGCUGAUGCAUUUAGUUUAAGGAAUAAGUACCUCUCCAAACUAGGCGCUCAGAAAUGAAGUCUCACCAAUGGUAAUUAAAAAUCUAAUGAAGAAAAUGAGAAUGAAUCAAUGGCUGGUGAACCAAGUAAGUUGAGGAGCAGGCUUAUUAUGAUGCAUGAUUUUUUUAAAAUUAUUUUUUGCAGCUACCAGAUAAUUACUCUUCCUAUUUAUCGACAAUGGCACACAGAAGCAUCUUGAAAUAGCAUCUUGCCCCACUUGCAAAAGCAGAAAUACAGUGAAGUCCUGGUACACAAAACUUUGUUUCCAGUCCUGACAACUACCGGAGCAAAAGCAGAAAGAUGCACCAUACUUUUCUGCAAGUGUAGAUACUAUUUUUAAAGUACUUGGCUUAAGCUCCCCCUCUGCACUGUGGGUAAAUAACACAGAUACUGAUGAAGAACCAUCUGGCUGUUUAUUUGAACCCAUGAGCUAUGUACUACGCCCUUCUGUCUAAAAUACUCAGUGAGUAGCUCGAGUCAAUAGCUAAGACUUGAUCUUUUCUCACUACACAAUGAUGUUUGAAAUGGGAAAGCUUUGUUUCAGUAAUAAAAUUGCUGUGAAAUGAGCCUUGAUCUUGGUAUGGGUUAUAUAGCCUCUCAAGUUGGACAGCUCUGUUUCCAUGUUGGAAGUGGCCUGUUUCAUUUUUCUUAUAGAAAAAACGUGAGAAAAGAGUACCUUUCUAUUUUGAUCCAACCGAGUAUUUCAGGGGAAACUAAACUAUACAGUUUCAGUGUUAGCUCAAAAAGUGCUAGCCCUGGAACUUGAUACAAAAUCACAGGCUUAGCAAUAAACCUCAUGUAAAUCCUGAUUAAUGUGAAAAUUUGUGUAUUUUUAAGAUGUUGUGACUAAAAAUGAUGAAGAGAGUUAAAUGCAGGAACUGAAGUUUGGUGUUCAGUGGAAAAAUGUUCAAUUUCAUAAUGAAACUUAACGCUUUCCCAUAAUUUCAGUGAAAGGCCUGUUGCUGAAUAGCUGGUUACUAGCAACUCCUGCAGAGUGCGUUGUUCUUUGUGUUGUGUUAAUGAUAGAGGCUUGCUUACAUAAUUGGACAAACUAUUCCGAAACUAAGCUAAUCUUACUUUAAAAGGCAAGAGUAUCUGGCUUUCUGGAGCACUAGGUGCACCAAACAAAACGCUGCUACGGAGGUAGAGGAUAAGGUGCACAGGGGUGAGGGAGCUUUCCUUGGCUGACUGCAGGGAGUCCUUGUGUGCCACGAAAGGCUUCAGACCCUUUGGCGAAUUGCUUGAUGCAGAGAAAGUAGUUUGCUUUAAUAAAAUGUUGUAUUAUACCUGUAAUAAUUUUUUUUGCCUGCAGUAAUUUAAGCAGACCUUCUGGAACUCAUGGUCUUAAGGAUUUUUUAAAGCUGCUUUUCAGUGGAGAUUUCUUUCUUGUUCCUGAAGCGCUAAGGUCAUCUUCCUGAAAGACUAAGCCAGGACUAUUUUGGUUGAUAGUUCUGUAUUCUGGAGAACAAUCUGGGAAGAUAAAGUAUCGGGUUGUGAACUCUGCUGAGCUUACUGCUGAAGGGACUGACCUGUGAUCAUUUUUAUUGGUGCUCUCUGUGCUCCCUUUGAGAACCAAACGCUCUCAGCUCUGAGACUGGUUGAUGCAAGUUGGUUUAUGUUUCCUUGUUGACUUGUGAAUUCUGGGUCUUUUUAAUAAAAGCU